CCCAUCGUGAACAGCAGUCUGUCCGUCGUCGUUCUUCUUCCAUCCUCUUUGCAGAACAUCCUAGUGCAUUAGAGGCAAGACAGCUCGACGCUUCCAGCCUUUCGGGAUCCCGUUGUCGAGCUACGACGACGGAGACAGUGGAGACAGAGCGAACGAGCUGCCCAGAUCAUAUCUCCGCAACCAUUGUCUUCUCGCCACACCCGUGCGUGCUACCCGAGUCACUCAUACACACACGCACACUCGGCGCCGCCCACGAUGGUCGCCACGUCGUUCCAGACGGGUAAGAGCCUUGCCAACAACCAAAUGGAGAACAGCCUGACGGCCAUCAUCGAGGACCAUGGCGAGGUCACCACCUUUGAGGACCCAGUCAAGUCCGGUUUCCACAAUGUUGCCCGUGACGCGAGCUCCUGGGCUGGCGGCUCCCUCCCCGCUGCCCAAGGUUUGUACGAUCCAGACAACGAAAAGGACAGCUGCGGUGUCGGAUUCAUGGUCCACAUCAAAGGCAAGCCUUCUCACAAGAUCGUCAACGAUGCAAAGCAGCUGCUUUGCAAUAUGACACACCGUGGUGCCACUGGUGCCGACGCAAGGGACGGAGAUGGCGCGGGCGCUAUGACCGGCAUGCCAGAUGCGUUCUUCAGGCGCGAAGUCGAGCUCGACAUGGGCAUCCAACUCCCUGAGCAGGGGCAGUACGCCGUCGGAAACUUGUUCUUCACCCCUAAGGACGAUAAGGUCCGUGCGCAGCACCAAAAGAUUUUCGAGGACCUCGCCGUCGAGCUCCACCUCCGCGUUCUUGGCUGGCGUGAUGUUCCGGUCGAUAACACUAUCCUCGGCCCUGCAGCUCUCUCCAAGGAGCCAAAGAUUUUGCAACCAUUCGUCGUGCUUGCCGACCACUACGGCAAGGCCUCCAAGUCCUGCGAGAACCCAUCCGCACGCUUCGACAGCCAGUAUUUCAACCGGCAGCUGUACGUCCUGCGCAAGUCCGCUACCCACAAGAUCGGCCUUGCCAACUGGUUCUACAUCUGCUCGUUAAGCCCUUCAAACAUCGUCUACAAGGGCCAGCUGUCGCCGAGGCAGGUGUACGACUACUACUAUGAUCUUGUCAACGCACGGUAUGCCAGCCACUUUGCGCUCGUACACUCUCGUUUCUCCACCAACACAUUCCCCUCGUGGGACAGGGCUCAGCCAAUGAGGUGGGCUGCACACAACGGUGAGAUAAACACCAUCCGCGGCAACAAGAAUUGGAUGCGCGCUCGUGAGGGCCAGCUGCGCUCCGAGACGUUUGCCGACGAGCUGGAUAUGCUAUACCCGAUCAUUGAGUCGGGUGGCUCCGACUCGGCUGCAUUCGACAACGUGCUCGAGCUGCUCGUCGUCAACAACGUCUUGACGCUGCCUCAGGCCGUCAUGCUAAUGAUUCCAGAGGCUUGGCAGGGCAACGAGGCGGAGAUGGAGCCGGAGAAGGUCGCCUUCUAUAAGUGGGCAGCCUGCUUGAUGGAGCCUUGGGACGGUCCCGCGCUCUUUACCUUCUCCGACGGACGCUUUUGCGGUGCCAAUCUGGAUCGCAACGGUCUGCGCCCGUGCCGGUACUUUAUCACGGACGAGGAUAUUAUGAUCUGCGCCUCCGAGGUCGGCACUAUUUACAUCCCCCCCGAAACGGUCCUCUCCAAAGGUCGUCUACAGCCGGGAAAGAUGCUGCUUGUCGACACCGUCGAGGGCCGCGUCGUCGAUGACAAGGAGCUCAAGAUGUCCACCGCCCAGCGCGCAGACUUUGCCGCUUGGCUCGAGGCGCAGCUGCUGCACCUACCUGACAUUGUUAACCACGUCCGCAGGGCCUCUGGCCACUCGAUUGCUCCGACGCUCGACGACUACAAGCUUAGCCAGGACCCUAAGCUUUUGGCGUUCGGUUACACGGUUGAGCAGAUUAACCUGCUUAUGCUUCCCAUGCUUGCCACUGGCAAGGAAGCGCUUGGGUCGAUGGGUAACGACGGUCCACUUGCGUGCUUGGCCGAGGCGCCCCGCCAGAUUUACGACUACUUCCGUCAGCUCUUCGCACAGGUCACCAACCCUCCAAUUGACCCGAUCCGCGAGUCCGUCGUCAUGUCGCUCGAGACGUACGUCGGCCCCGAGGGCAACCUGCUCGAGAUGCGCCCGGAUCAGUGCCACAGGCUGCGUCUGUCAAGCCCGAUGCUCAGCAUCGAUGAGAUGAAUGCGUUGAAGCAGCUCGGCACCGUGCACAAGGACUGGCCUUCGCGCGUCAUCGAUAUCACCUUUGACAAGGGCGAAGUCAUUGACGGCUACGAACGCACGCUUGACCGCAUCUGCACCGAGACCUCGCAGGCGAUCCGCGACGGCAUCCGCGUCGUCAUCCUUUCGGACCGCAAUGUUGGCCGUGACCGCGUCGCGAUCAGCUCGCUCGUCGCCUGCGGUGGCGUGCACCAUCAUCUUAUUCGCAACAAGGAACGCAGCAAGAUCGCCCUCAUGAUCGAGACGGCCGAGGCGCGCGAGGUGCACCACUUCUGCGUCCUCGUCGGCUACGGUGCCGACGCCAUCUGCCCCUGGCUGUCCCAGGAGGCCAUGCUCAAGGUCCACCGUGAGGGCCUGAUCAAGGAGGAUAUCAGCGCGGAGCAGAUCCUUGCGAACUGGAAGACCGCCGUCGACGGCGGUCUCUUAAAGGUCUUCAGCAAAAUGGGUAUUUCGACGCUCGCAUCGUACAAAGGCGCGCAGAUCUUCGAGGCCCUCGGGCUAGACAACUCGGUCAUCGACCGAUGCUUCGUCGGUACCGCUAGCCGCAUCAAGGGCGCCACUUUCGAGCUCAUCGCCAUGGACGCUCUCGAGUUCCACGACCGUGGAUACCCCUCGCGUGAGACCAUCACCGUUCCUGGUCUGCCCGAGUCGGGCGAGUACCAUUGGCGCGACGGUGGUGAGCCCCACGUCAAUGACCCGGUCUCCAUUGCUAACCUGCAGGACGCCACUCGCGAGCGCAACCAGUCCGCCUGGGACGCCUACUCGAAGGCGGCACACAAUUCUGUCAAAGCGACUGCGCUCCGUGGUCUGCUCGACUUUGCCUACGACAAGCGCAGGCCUAUCCCCGUCGACCAAGUCGAGCCAUGGACCGAGAUCGUCCAGCGCUUCUGCACCGGUGCCAUGUCUUACGGCUCCAUCUCCAUGGAGGCCCACUCUGCCCUUGCCAUCGCCAUGAACCGUCUCGGCGGCAAGUCCAACACGGGCGAAGGCGGUGAGGACGCUGAGCGCUCCAUUCCGCUCCCCAACGGCGAUUCGCUGCGCAGCAAAAUUAAGCAGAUCGCCUCGGGCCGCUUCGGUGUCACGAGCAACUACCUUGCGGACGCUGACGAGCUGCAGAUCAAGAUGGCGCAGGGCGCCAAACCUGGUGAGGGUGGCGAGCUCCCGGGCCACAAGGUCUCGUCUUCCAUUGCGCGCACGCGCCACUCGACAGCCGGCGUCGGCCUUAUCUCGCCGCCCCCACACCACGAUAUUUACUCGAUCGAGGACUUGAAGCAGCUGAUCUACGACCUCAAGUGCGCCAACCCGCGCGCACGUGUCAGUGUCAAGCUCGUCUCUGAAGUCGGUGUCGGCAUCGUCGCUGCCGGGGUCGCGAAGGCCAAGGCGGAUCACAUCCUGAUUUCUGGCCAUGAUGGUGGCACAGGUGCCUCGCGCUGGACGGGCAUCAAGUACGCCGGUCUUCCGUGGGAGCUCGGCCUCGCCGAGACGCACCAGACGCUCGUGCUGAACGACCUGCGUGGACGUGUUACUGUCCAGACGGACGGUCAAAUCAGAACCGGUCGCGACGUCGCUAUCGCAACGCUGCUCGGCGCUGAAGAGUUCGGCUUUGCGACCACCCCUCUGAUCGCAAUGGGCUGCAUAAUGAUGAGAAAAUGCCAUUUGAACACUUGCCCUGUUGGAAUUGCCACGCAAGACCCUGAAUUGAGGGAGAAGUUCGCUGGCCAACCGGAGCAUGUUGUCAACUUUUUCUACUACCUUGCCGAGGAACUGCGUUCCAUCAUGGCCAAGCUCGGCAUGCGCACAAUCAAUGAGAUGGUCGGCCGCUCGGACUUGCUUCGUGUCGAUGACACCCUUCGCACCCCCAAGACUCGCAACCUUGACUUGAGCGCUAUCCUCAAGCCGGCUCACGAGAUGCGUCCUGGUGCCGCCACCUACAAGGUCCGCCAGCAGGAUCACCGCCUCUACGUCCGUCUCGACAACAAGUUCAUCUCCGAGGCUGAGCCUGCACUCAUGGAGGGUCUUCCUGUCCAGAUCGAGUGUGAUGUUGUCAACACCGACCGUGCCCUUUGUGCAACUCUGUCUUACCGUGUGUCCAAGCUAUACGGUGAGGAGGGUCUGCCCCGUGACACGAUCCACAUCAACGCCAAGGGCUCCGCCGGCCAGUCAUGCGGUGCUUUCCUCGCACCCGGCAUCACAUUCGAGCUCGAGGGUGACGCCAACGACUACGUGGGCAAAGGCAUGAGCGGUGGUCGCUUGAUUGUCUACCCACCCAAGAAUUCUAGUUUCAAGGCCGAGGAAAACAUUAUCGUCGGUAACGUGUGCUUGUACGGUGCUACCAGCGGAAAUGCCUACUUCCGUGGUAUCUCCGCUGAACGUUUCGCCGUGCGCAACUCGGGUGCACAUGCCGUUGUUGAAGGUGUUGGCGACCAUGGUUGCGAGUACAUGACCGGUGGUCGCGUUGUCAUUCUCGGCAGUACGGGUCGCAACUUUGCUGCUGGUAUGUCUGGUGGCAUCGCCUACGUUCUCGACAUGAACCGCGACUUUGUCCACAAGUGCAACACCGAGAUGGUUGAACUUGGCCAGGUUAAGGACCCGCACGAGAUUGCAGAGCUCCGCAACCUGAUCGAGAAUCACCGUCACUACACUGGCUCAACGAUUGCGGAUCACGUCAUCAAGGAGUUCCACCACCUUCUACCACGCUUCGUUCGUGUCAUGCCGCUGGAUUACAAGCGUGUUCUGGAGGAGGAGGCAGCCAAGGCGGCUGCUGAGAAGAAGCGCUCCAGCCACGUUGACCUGCUGGGCACGCUUUCUCGCCACGGCAGCCAGGUCAGCCUGGGUGGUGAGGAGGAGUCCAAGAAGGAUCACCCGGUAGCUGAGCCAAAGGAGGUGGACAUUGAAGACGCUAUGGUCGACGAGGAAGCCGCUAAGGCACGUCUUGCGAAACUCGACAAAACCCGUGGCUUCAUGAAGUACAAGCGCCUCGGCGAACACUACCGCAACCCAACCAAGCGUGUCAAGGACUUCAAGGAGCUCUCCAACCGUCUCUCUGACGCUGAGCUCAAGUAUCAGACCGCACGCUGCAUGGACUGCGGUGUUCCUUUCUGCCAGUCUGACACUGGUUGCCCGAUCUCGAACGUCAUUCCCAAGUGGAACGACCUGGUCUUCAAGGGUCAGUGGGAGGAUGCAUACCACCGCCUCAUGAUGACCAACAACUUCCCAGAGUUCACUGGACGAGUGUGCCCAGCGCCAUGCGAGGGUGCAUGCGUUCUUGGCAUCACCGAAUCGCCGGUGGGCAUCAAGAGCGUCGAGCGAGCAAUCAUCGACAAAGCCUGGGAACUUGGUUACGUCAAGCCGCAGCCGCCGGCACACCGCACUGGCAAAACUGUUGCCAUUAUUGGCUCUGGCCCUGCAGGGCUGGCUUGCGCUGACCAACUGAACAAGGCUGGUCACUCUGUCACGGUCUACGAACGUGCUGACCGUCCAGGAGGACUGCUCGAGUACGGCAUCCCCAACAUGAAGUUGGACAAGGACGUUGUUGCUCGGCGCAUUAAGCUGAUGGAAGAGGAGGGUAUCCGCAUCGAGUGCGGUGUCGAGGUUGGCCGCGACAUUGACGCUGCUGACCUUAGGGAGCAGUACGACGCAGUCACCUUCGCCACUGGUGCCACCUGGCCGCGCGACCUGAAGAUCGAGGGUCGCGAGGCUGACGGCGUCCACUUUGCGAUGGACUUCCUGGGCGCAAACACAAAGAGCCUGCUCGACUCCGGCCUUCAGGACGACAACUACAUCAGCGCACACGGCAAGCACGUCAUCGUCAUCGGUGGCGGUGACACGGGUAAUGACUGUAUCGGUACUUCGGUGCGUCACGGGGCCGCCUCCGUUACUAACUUUGAGCUGCUGCCGCAACCGCCCGAGGGACGUACACGCGACAACCCAUGGCCACAGUGGCCGCGCAUCUUCCGCACUGACUACGGUCACACAGAGGUUGCCGAGCACUUCGGCAGCGACCCGCGCACUUACCAGAUCUCGACGACCAAGUUCGAGAAGGACGAGACCGGUAAACUUGUGGCCCUCCACACCGUGCAGGUUGCUUGGGAGAAGGACGCCUCAGGCAAGUGGCAGAUGAACAAGGUACCUGGCUCGGAGAAGAGGUGGCCAUGCGACUUGUGCUUGCUCGCGCUUGGGUUCCUUGGCCCCGAGAAUGAGGCGCUUAAGAGCUUGGGCAUCGAGCAAGACGCCCGCUCCAACAUCAAGGCGGGAGACAAGGACAGCAAGGCUCCAUACAAGACAAACCAGGCUGGCGCUUGGGCUUGCGGAGAUGCCCGUCGAGGACAGUCGUUGAUCGUCUGGGCCAUUGCGGAGGGUCGGGCAUGCGCUGCUUCCAUCGACAUUGAGUUGACUGGCGGCUCGCGAUUGGCUUGGGCAGGGGGUAUUCCCCAUAGGCAUUACGCGCCUGGCAAGGUCCAUAGCAGCCUCGCCGUUGCCGCUUGAUCGAGCUAGACUCGCGGCAAAGCAUCUUACCAGCACUCGCACAAAAAAGCAAAGCAGAGCACAAAAGCAAAAGCGCAUGCAUGCAUCAUACCACGACCCAAACUUUAGAUGUCAACACGAUUGCACAAGCAACGACAACUUCAUAAAAAGCUUCAGAAAGACCCAGCCGCUGAGGAAGAGCAGGAAGAGAAAAAUUAUGAUCACAAUUUCUUCCACUGUUCCCUCUUACUUCCCGCCACACACAGCUCAUGAUCGGAAGGACCCAUGAAGUCCAUCCUCAAUGUGCUAGCGCCUGGUGGGGAAACGUGUGAAUACAAGUUCAACACAAUGUAAAUAUCUUAUAGAAGAAAUCGCCAAUCAUCAAUCCUCAUC
Messenger RNA from Tilletiaria anomala UBC 951, 7098 nucleotides. Its product is annotated as putative glutamate synthase. Bases 256 to 6726 code for a protein of 2156 amino acids. Gene Ontology annotation, molecular function: FMN binding; iron ion binding; iron-sulfur cluster binding. Lineage: Eukaryota; Fungi; Basidiomycota; Exobasidiomycetes; Georgefischeriales; Tilletiariaceae. The transcript has 6 exons. The record is from RefSeq and is a predicted model, not a curated record.